This is a messenger RNA of Hyla sarda, 1762 nucleotides long. Its product is annotated as complement component C1q receptor-like. The record is from RefSeq and is a predicted model, not a curated record. The transcript has a single exon. Gene Ontology annotation, molecular function: extracellular matrix protein binding; extracellular matrix binding. Gene Ontology annotation, biological process: cell migration. The coding region runs from base 80 to 1411 and encodes 443 amino acids. Lineage: Eukaryota; Metazoa; Chordata; Amphibia; Anura; Hylidae. Gene Ontology annotation, cellular component: external side of plasma membrane; extracellular matrix.
UUGGCUCUGAGUGAAGCUUUCUGGUCCUGUCUAGAUCGGGAAAGUAGCUGUUAAGAAAAAGAGAAGUCAAAAGAAAAGAAUGGUUAAUCAGAUAUUAGGACUUGUUCUUUGUGUUGGCUUUUUAUUUAUUUCUUAUGGCAAAUCAGAAAAGGAAAACAAUGAAGCCAUCUGUUCUUCUGAUGCCUGUUACACCGUCCACCUGAAUACCAAGACAUUUACCGAUGCACACAAGGAGUGUACUGACAGACGAGGUAACCUUCUGACCAUACAUGAUGAAGAAGAAGCCGGCCAUGUUCGCCGUUUACUCAGGAAGUUCACCAACACCACAAAGACUACUCGCCCAUUAAAGCUCUGGAUUGGACUGAAAUUAAACUCAUGUGUCGACAUUAAUAAAGCUCUAAAGGGUUUUUUCUGGAUCACAGAUCCUCAACACACAAAGGAAGAUCAGUUCUCCAACUGGUUGACUGAGCCAAUGAGGACUUGUAUCAAGGAACGAUGCGUGAGUAUGAAAUUGCAAAUGAACUCGACAGAUAACUAUAAAUGGACCGAUACACUAUGUUCUUCCUUGGCUGAUGGCUAUAUGUGCAAAUUUAACAUGUAUGGGAUGUGCCGGCGGAUUGUUCUUGAGGGCCCAGGACAUGUUGAAUAUGAAACCCCUUUUGAAUUUAAAAGUUCUACUUUGGACUUAAUUCCAUAUGGCUCUGCAGCUUUGGUGUCUUGUGGUCACAAUAAAGAACAUACAGAGCCUUUAUUAUACUGCCUAACAACAAAUGAAACUAAUGUUUAUCAAUGGGAGAAUUCUGAUAUGAGGGUGAAAUCAGAUGGACCCUUUUGUGCUUCUGAGGAGCUGGACUGUAAGUACAAUAAUGGUGGAUGUGAACAUGAAUGUGUGGAAUAUCCACAAAACAAAUCAGUCUCCUGUAGAUGCAGAGAUGGCUAUGUGUUAGCCCCCAACCUGGUGUCGUGUGUUUCCCCGGAUCACUGCAAGUCUAAUCCAUGUGAGCAAAAAUGUAUAAACCACCAUUCUGGUUUUGAAUGUUUAUGUUUUAGUGGCUUUGUAUUGGCUGAAAACCAAAUUAACUGCAAUAAUAUUGAAGGAUGUGUCAAAGGGGAAUGUGAACCGGAAAUUAUUGAUGGAUACAAAAAUGAAGAAAUGGAAGCAGAAUACAAUGACACGUCUAGUAGUAUUCAUAGAGAAAAUGGGCCCCAAGCCACUUCACAUUCCAUUAUAGACAGAGAGAAAGAGAAAAUGCCCAAAACUACACAGACCAUCCUAAUGCCUUCGGUGAAGACUGCCUCCCCGAGUGUUAUUUCUGUAAAGGACACAUCAGACUGCAGUGCACCAAGACCUGGAUCAAAGCUGCUAUCGUAUAUACUUUAUAUCAGUGUGGUAUUGUUCUUUUACUUUUAAUUUCUGGAAUCUUCUGUCUCAGAAUUAGGAACAUGUACAGAAUUAAGAACAAAGCUGUGAAAACGUAAUUGUAACAAUUUUAUACAGUGAAACCUGACCAUCCAAAAAAAAAAAAAAAAAAGGUCUUUUAUAGGGUGGUACUCUCCAAGAAACAAUUGCUGGAAAAGUGUCUGGUCUGAGUCCUCAGCAUAGCUAACCAAUUUAUUAGUCAACAGCAGUGCUUCUUAUUUUAUUACUACUCCCUAGCAUGUUUCCCCAUCUCAUUCCUAGUCCACAGCAUAGCUCUUACACUACACUGUCCUCGGCAUCUCAUUUUUAUUGUCCACAACAUGGCUCUCCGUCUCAUUCCUA